Molecule: messenger RNA, 4992 nt
Organism: Leucoraja erinaceus (little skate)
Lineage: Eukaryota; Metazoa; Chordata; Chondrichthyes; Rajiformes; Rajidae
Product: copper-transporting ATPase 2-like
Exons: 19
Coding region: 1863-4550 (895 amino acids)
Biological process (GO): copper ion homeostasis; monoatomic cation transport
Cellular component (GO): membrane; trans-Golgi network; perinuclear region of cytoplasm
Molecular function (GO): P-type divalent copper transporter activity; ATP hydrolysis activity; ATP binding
Source: RefSeq, a predicted model, not a curated record
CCUCCUCUAGUAGGUACCUCUAUGUAUUGCUGCAAAAAACUAUCCUGCACACAUUUUACAAACUCCAAACCAUCCAGCCCAUUUACCGAAUGUGUUUCCCAAUCUAUGUGUGGAAAGUUGAAAUCUCCCACAAUCACUACUUUGUGCUUACUACUAAUAUCUGCUAUCUCCUUACAUAUUUGCUCUUCCAAUUCUCGAUCCCCAUUUGGCGGUCUAUAAUACACCCCUAUAAGUGUUGCUACCCCUUUCCCACUUCUCAGUUCCACCCAAAUAGCCUCCCUAGAUGAGCCCUCCAAUCUAUCCUGCCAAAGCACUGCUGUAAUAUCUUCCCAGACUAGUAAUGCAACACCUCCACCUCUUGCCCCUCCAAUUCUAUCACACCUGAAGCAACGAAAUCCUGGAAUAUUUAGUUUCCAAUCACAGCCCUCCUGCAACCAUGUUUCACUGAUCGCCACAACAUCAUACUUCCAGGUAUCUAUCCAGACUAAGCUCAUCCACCUUUCUUACAAUGCUCCUAGCAUUAAAAUAUGCACAUUUAAGAAACCCCCCGCCUCUUAUUCUCUGUUUAUUUCCUUUUUUUUCUUUCUCCUCGUGUGCCCGAGUGCUUCCCUUUUCUGCUUCCUGCCUCCCAUUCUGUCUACUAGCUUUCUCUAUUUGAGUCCCUCGCCCCAACCAUUCUAGUUUAAAGUCUUCCCAGUAGCCUUUGCAAAUUUCCCCGCCAGGAUAUUGGUCCCCCUUGGGUUCAAGUGCAACCCAUCCUUUCUGUACAGGUCCCACCUUCCCCAAAAGAAGUCCCAAUGAUCCAGAAACUUGAAUCCCCGCCCUCUGCACCAGUCUUUCAGCCACGCAUUUAUCCUCCACCUCGCUCCAUUCCUACUCUCACUGUCGCGUGGCACAGGCAGUAAUCCUGAGAUUGUUACCUUUUUGGUCCUUUUCCUUAACUCUCCUCCCAACUCCCUAAAUCCUCCCUUCAGGACCUCUUCCCUUUUUUUUACCUAUGUCAUUGGUACCUAUAUGUACCACGACCUCAGGCUCCUCUCCCUCUGAUUUCAGGAUAUCUUGGACGCGUUGAGAGACGUCCGAGACCUUGGCACCAGGGAAGCAAACCACCAUCCUGGUCUCCCUACUGCGUCCACAGAAUCGCCUAUCCGACCCCCUAACAAUAGAGUCCCCAAUUACUAUUGCCCUCUUCUUUUUGUCGCUACCUUCAGGAGCAACAGGGCCGGUCUCUGUGCUGGAGGCCCGUCCACUUGUGUUGCCAAUAUUGGUGCAUUGAGAGGAAAAGAAUGAAACCUCAGGAGAGGUUUUCCUCUGGAUCAUGGGCAGCUCACCUGCCUAAGAGCCUCACAAAAUAAAAAUGUUUAUUUUUAUAGGAGGCCUUCUUCACCCUCCUACUGGGCCAACCUGCCCUAUUGAACAUUUGUUUUGUGUAAUGUUCUUACUACAUGGAUAAUGGCCCUCUCCAUUGUUGGAAACCGUGUGGAAUAUCUGUCCCACUGAGUUACUCCAUUUUGUGACUAUCUUUUAUAUACUCGCUCUUUUAACCGAUCAACUAGUUGUCCCUGCCAGACAGCAAGAAUGAGAUUCCACAUUGUUGUGUUGGGUUAUUUUGUUCCUGCAAAUUCAUAAUCUUAUUAGUUUCCAUAACAGCAAAAGUAACUGAUAGUACAGAUGUAUUCCGCCCAGUCCAUAGAGACUGCUGGCAUGAAUGACUCAUUUUGAUAAUUUUAACAGACUUAACCCAUACAAAGAAAAAAGAUCCCUCUGCUGAGAGGUUGAAGCGCAUAUUGCCAACUGAAGAUUAUGAACUUGGGUAUCUUCAAAUCACCGACAAACCCAGUAAGCAAAGCGUGGAGGAGAAGAUGGAAAAAUGUUCGCUACAGAUCACUGGUAUGACUUGUGUUUCUUGUGUUGCCAAUAUUGAAAGAAAUCUUCAAAAAGAAGAAGGAAUCCAAUCUGUUGUAGUGGCACUAAUGGCGGGAAAAGCAGAGGUGAUAUAUUAUCCGGAGAGCAUCCAACCUGCUGCCAUUGCUGACUUAAUCACAGAUUUAGGUUAUGAUGCAACCGUGAUAGAAGAAGACAAGUCUGAACCUGGGAAAUUGGUACUUCACAUUACAGGAAUGACAUGCGCGUCUUGUGUUCACACUAUUGAAUCGAAGUUAGCAGAAGUCAACGGGAUUUUAAAUGCGUCAGUGAACCUCACCACAAAUAAAGCCAAUAUUAAUUUCAAUCCAGAAAUACUGGGUCUGCGCGACAUCGUCCGAGUAAUUGAGGGUCUUGGCUACAAAGCAUCUGUUGCUAGAAGACAAUCAACAAUACAACAUCUAGACCGAAAAGUAGAGAUAAAACAGUGGAAGAAGUCCUUCUUGUUCAGUCUUUAUUUUGGCCUCCCUGUCCUUGCUUUAAUAAUAUAUGUCGCAGUGAUGGACCAAAAGCCCAAUAUCCCCAUGGUUCUUGAUGAAAAUAUUAUUCCGGGCUUAUCAAUCAUUAAUCUACUUUUCUUUCUUCUGUGCACUCCGAUUCAGUUUUUUGGAGGACGGUACUUCUACAUUCAAACCUACAAGUCUCUGAUACACAAAUCUGCCAGUAUGGAUAUGCUGAUCGUUAUGGCCACUACAGUGGCAUAUCUGUAUUCCUUGGUAAUACUGAUUGUGGCCAUGGCAGAAAAGGCAGAGCAUAGCCCAGUGACUUUCUUCGAUACUCCACCGCUGCUGUUUGUCUUCAUUGGUUUGGGAAGAUGGUUGGAGCAUAUAGCAAAGAGGAAGACUUCAGAUGCAUUGGCUAAGUUGCUCUCACUUCAAGCUAUGGAGGCAACAUUGGUAACACUAGGACCAGACAACUCAAUACUGAGUGAGGAGGAGAUAUCUGUGGAUCUUGUCCAGAAAGAUGAUUUUCUCAAGAUCCUCCCUGGUCAAAAGUUUCCCGUGGAUGGAAAAGUUGUGGAUGGUACCUCAGCGGCAGAUGAAUCUCUCAUUACAGGAGAGUCUAUGCCAAUUGUGAAAAGACCAGGAAGUAUAGUGAUUGCUGGAUCUAUUAAUGCACAAGGAACUCUGUUGAUUAAAGCAACCCAUGUUGGUGCAGACACAACAUUAUCACAGAUUGUCAAACUAGUAGAAGACGCGCAGACAUCAAAGGCUCCCAUUCAACAGUUUGCAGAUAAUCUGAGUGGAUACUUCAUUCCCUUUAUUGUUACAAUGUCUUUGCUUACUUUCACUGCCUGGAUUACCGUUGGAUUUAUUGACUUUGAAAUCAUGAAAAGGAGCUUGCCAGUUUACACCAUCAAACAUAUUUCCAAAGCUGAGCUGAUUAUCAGAUUCGCAUUUAAGACUUCCAUUACAGUAUUGGCUAUCGCAUGCCCCUGUGCUUUGGGACUGGCUGCUCCUACAGCUGUCAUGGUGGGGACUGGGGUCGGUGCACAAAAUGGCAUCCUCAUCAAAGGUGGAGAACCACUGGAGAUGGCACGCAAGGUAAAUGUGGUGGUGUUUGACAAGACUGGUACAGUUACACAUGGUGUUCCGACGGUAAUAAAGGUUCUGGUACUGGAAGACAAAACUAAGCUUCCACUGAAGACACUACUUGCAAUUGUAGGCACUGCAGAAUCUAGUAGUGAACAUCCUCUUGCAAGUGCCAUCGUCAAAUAUUGCAAAGAAGAGCUUAGCACAGACGUGCUUGGGCAAUGUACGGAUUUUGAUUCUGUUCCAGGCAGUGGCAUCGUCUGCAAAGUUACCAACAUUGAAGCCGUGCUGACGAAAAGUGAACAGAGUCCCAGCACACAACAGCCCACACAGAUUAAAGAUGCAGCGCCUCAGAUUUACAAUGUGUCGAUUGGAAACCGGGAGUGGAUAACACUAAAUGGUUUCUCUUAUGGAUCUGAUGUUGACGCGACAAUGAUUAAACAUGAAGUACAAGGACAGACAGCAGUGUUGUUUGCUAUUAAUGGUGUGCUAUCUGGGAUAGUAGUAAUUGCAGAUACAGUCAAACCCGAAGCUGCAAUGACUGUCAGCAUCUUGCAACGCAUGGGAGUGAAUGUGGUCCUCCUAACAGGUGAUAACCACAACACAGCAGUAGCAGUUGCUAAGCAGAUUGGCAUCAGGGAAGUGAUUGCAGAAGUCCUUCCCUCCCAAAAGGUGGCUAAAGUUCAGGAUCUCCAGCAACAGGGUUUAUGGGUAGCAAUGGUCGGAGAUGGUGUCAAUGAUUCUCCCGUCCUUGCUCAAGCUGAUGUGGGGAUCGCCAUUGGAUCUGGCACAGAUGUGGCCAUUGAAGCAGCUGAUGUGGUGCUCAUGAGAAAUGAUCUACUGGAUGUUGUGGCCAGUAUUGAUAUAUCCAAAAAAACUGUUACUCGAAUUCGAAUAAAUUUUUUCUUUGCCUUAGUUUAUAAUCUGGUUGGAGUCCCUAUUGCUGCUGGAGUGUUUCUCCCUUUCGGCGUGGUGUUACAGCCAUGGAUGGGGUCAGCUGCAAUGGCAGCUUCUUCUGUUUCUGUUGUCCUCUCCUCGUUAAUGUUGAAAUUCUAUAAGAAGCCAAAAUUAGAAUCGUUGCAUUACCGAGCAUAAAGCCACCGGAAGCAGUUUACACUAUCCCAAGUUAUCACGCAUAUUUAAAAUGGAUGAAAGAAAUCAAGAUUCUCCAGAGUUCAGUAACCGGGACCUUCAUCCAUUUUCUCUUCACUCACCAAUGUGAGAAAUGAUGCAAUCAGAGACUAUCUCUUCAUGAGGAAUCUGAUGAACUGCCUCUGCUGGUUGGAGCCAGGAUGAAGAGCAUUGAAUCCGAGCACUGAUGGAAACUAUGAACCGAGAGAAUAUAUUCAUGCUCUGCAAACUGAUCAAGACUCAGGUGUUUCAUGAAUAGUGAUAAGUUUUGUACCAUGUUUACGCAACCUUUGUGAAACAGCAGUGUUGUGAGCUUUAACUUCGUGAAGGCCAUUCUGAACUAAAUUAAUGCUAAUUUAACUUUGGAGAUCUGUAUUGCAUGGAACUGCAAUAAAAUUAUUUUAAU